AUGUCUAAUGAACAUAGAGACUUUUACUACCACACUCCAUUCCAAGAGGAUCAUCUUGCUACUAAGCCUUCUUCCAUUCUUGGUUCAUCAACUUAUAACAGUAGUCCGGGCCAAGGGUAUGAUCCUUCUUCAUACAUGAGCUUUACUGAGUGCUUGCAUGGGUCUGUGGACUAUAAUUCACUUGCAAAAGCCUUUGGCUUGUCACCUUCUGCUUCGUCUCAAGUGUUUUCUUCCAUAGAAGGCAAUUCAAAGCCAAUAAUGGAAGCUAGAGAUUUAGGUGGUGGUAACAGUACCGAACAAAUUCCUGCCACCCCUAAUUCUUCAGCCUCUUUUUCUUCAAGUGAGGCUGGUGGUGAUGAAGACUCAGGAAAGACCAGGAAAGAGACACAAACUGAAAGGGCAGAUGAAGGAGGAGAAUCGUCUGAUAAUAAGAAAGAAGAUGGUGUAACUUUUAUGGUAAAUUGUGUAUGCCAACAGAAAGGAAAAAAGAAAGCAGAGAAAAGGCAAAAAGAGCCACGAUUUGCCUUCAUGACCAAGAGCGAGGUCGAUCAUCUAGAAGAUGGAUAUAGAUGGAGAAAAUAUGGACAGAAGGCUGUCAAGAAUAGUCCAUAUCCAAGGAGCUAUUACCGGUGCACAACUCAGAAAUGCACAGUGAAGAAACGUGUAGAGAGGUCAUUCCAGGAUCCAUCAAUUGUGAUUACAACGUAUGAGGGCCAACAUAACCAUCCAAUUCCAACAACCCUUAGAGGAAGUGCUUCAGCUAUGUUUUCACAUUCUAUGCUAGCACCUGCAUCGAUCCCAACUGGGCCUAACUUCUCUCAUCAUCAACAGUAUAAUUUUGUUCAAAUGCCUGUUGCCAUUAGCAACCAAAAUACUGGGGCAUAUCCACACAACGUUAAUCAACAUCUUCACCAGCAGUAUCAAGUUCCUGACUAUGGACUUUUGCAAGACAUUGUCCCUUCCAUGUUCCUUAGACAAGAGCCAUGA
This is a messenger RNA of Dovyalis caffra, 987 nucleotides long. NCBI's taxonomy places the organism in Eukaryota, Viridiplantae, Streptophyta, Magnoliopsida, Malpighiales, Salicaceae. The record is from the annotation of a GenBank genome assembly.